Cornus florida is the source of this 1948-nucleotide messenger RNA. RefSeq lists its product as uncharacterized. The record is from RefSeq and is a predicted model, not a curated record. NCBI's taxonomy places the organism in Eukaryota, Viridiplantae, Streptophyta, Magnoliopsida, Cornales, Cornaceae. Bases 152 to 1462 code for a protein of 436 amino acids. Gene Ontology annotation, molecular function: calmodulin binding. The transcript is spliced from 2 exons.
AACGCCCAAAACCAAUCUUUACUUCUUAUUCCACCUAUCCUUAAUUUCAAUUCCACUACCCUUAAUUUCUUCCAUUUCUUUUCCCUUCAAUGCAAGAAAAUCACUCUUCAAUUUUACUUUUUACAAGGGUCUCUUAAAUUCAUCACGAUUAAUGGCAACAAAAGGAAAGGAGUCUGGUCAGGGGAGGGAGAGGAGGGGAAUAUCCCCUACAUUACCCCAUCAUCAUGCUAACACCACGCAGCGCAGGAGAAGUCCCAACCCAUCCGCCACAGCCUCUAUUGAUGAACAUAAAGAUGGAGCAACCCAACCCGAGAAACCUCGUAUACCGAAUUAUCUAAGACCUACCAUCAGCUCAAGUCAUGAUCCUUCUAUGCUUACUAAGAAACAAACUUCCAACACUGCCAAAAAGCCCCUUCUCAAUAGGAGAAGAUCUCUUGACAAGCCUCCAUCGCCUUCUCAAUUACCUAAAACGCGCACUUCUCCAAGUCCUGUAGAGAGAAAUCCCCGGGUUCUACCCAAAACCACCACUAAGCCAAAAACCCAAACUGAUAGGCUGUCGAAAGCACCUACCAAGUCUCACUCAUUUUCUUCAAGAUCAGCGAGUGCAAAGAAGAGCUCAAGCACUACCAUCAAGAAUCCAAACAGUGAAAGUGGCAGUGAGGCCACAACAAAAGCACCAAGUAGUGUUAGUUCUACUGAUGUAGCCAAUUCUUCGAGGCCUGACUCCGAACAAGAAGAUCAAGAAUCAUCGGUUAGUGAGGUUGAAAAAGAGAUAAUGUUAAUGAAGGCUGAGAGAAACAAUGAAGUACCAACUGAAAUUUCACUAUUGGAGGAAAAUGAAGAUGUGGAUAUGGUACAAGUGGAACUAGAGAAUGAAGAAGAGGACCUUCUCAAGCCUUUUGAUUCCUCGAAUAUUUUAGAAGAUCAAAUUGCAUUUCAUCUGCCUGGUGAAAUGAAAGAUCCUGUCGAUAAUAAAGUACAUGUUGAAGUAACAAGUGAUGAUCAUCAUGAAGUAGAAGAAGACCACGGCACAGAGGAAAGUGAUAAAAAUCACCCAGAGGAGAGUUUUGCAGGUGAGCCUAAUGUUGAGGAGAGCUUUGUAGGUGAGCCUAAAGUUGAGGGUGAACAGAAGGAAGGAGAAGAAAUUACUAGUGAAAAAUCUGAAGGCAAGGCACUAGAUGAGAAGGUUGAUGUAGGUGAGAAAGAAGAGGUUGAUGAUGGAAGCCAAACACUGAACUCGAAGGAAAGAGAAGAAGAGGAAAGUGUUGCGAAGGAAGCCAAACCAGAGGCAAAGGAUGCAAUGGCGAAGAGCCAUGGGGGUCAAGGAAAGAGGGAUUGUCAACCAUCCAAUGACGUGAUCGAGGAGACCGCAAGUAAGCUUCUCGAGAAGAGGAAACACAAGGUGCAAGCACUGGUUGGGGCCUUUGAAACUGUCAUAUCCUUGCAAGAGCCUGAGGCCUAGCAUAGAAUCGUCACCAAAUAAAAGGGGUCAAAUGAGGCCUAAAUUAUUCUCCUAAAUUAUUUUUGUGACGCAUGAAGAUCAAUAUGUUACAAUGUACUUGGGUUUCUUGUACCCUUCUUUUUCUCUUUUUCAUUUUUAAAAAAAGUUAUUAUUCAGUGUUUUUGUCCCCGUCUAGCUCCAAGAAGGAAAAACAGGAGACAGGGUUAACAUUUAUUUUCAUUUUCCAUUUUCCUUUGGACAUAUAAAUAUCCAGUGUAUUCUUUUUUCAAGGAAAAAACAAUGAAUCUUCUGUACUUGAACAUUUGUAUAAAUGAAUACAUUCAUUAUUGUUGAUUUCAUAAAAAAUAAAAAAUAAAAAUAAAAAUGAGAGAUUUAUUACUGUAAGUGUUCCCCUACAAAAAUUAUUGAAUUCACACAAGAAAUAAAUGAAUGAAAGCUUAAUGUCAUGGACAUCCUUCAGCAAUAUAUCAACCUUUUCUUUCUCAU